GCUCCGGGAGAGAGGGAGGGGCCUCAGCACUAAGGAGAGCAUCCGAAAUUCCAGAUAAUCUCCAGACCCAGACCCGGACGAGCCACUUUCAGGCAGAUAUGUGGUUCUAUCUGGCUGGCCUCAUUGGCCUCUACUAUCUCUUUCGUUGGUACCGGGAGAGGCAGGUGGUGAGUAACCUUGGGGACAAAUAUGUCUUCAUCACCGGCUGUGACUCUGGAUUUGGGAACCUGCUAGCCAAGCAGCUGGACCUUCGAGGCCUGAGGGUGCUGGCAGCCUGUCUGUCGGAGAAAGGGGCCAAGCAGCUGAGGUGUGAGACUUCAGAGAGGGUAGAGACAGUGAUCCUGGAUGUAACCAAGUCUGAAAGCAUCACAGCAGCUGCCCAGUGGGUGAAGGAACGCGUGGGAAAUAAAGGGCUCUGGGGUCUGGUCAAUAACGCCGGCGUCUCCCUGCCCACGGCCCCCAGCGACUGGCUGACCAAAGAAGACUUCCUGAAAGUGAUCAACGUGAACCUCAUCGGGCUGGUCGAAGUGACCCUGAGUCUGCUGUCCUCGGUGAGGAAGGCCCGGGGCAGGAUCAUCAACGUGUCCAGCGUCAUGGGCCGCUUGUCUUUCUUUGGAGGCGGCUACUGCAUCUCUAAGUAUGGCGUGGAAGCUUUCUCCGACAGUCUCAGGCGGGAGCUCUAUCACUCUGGGGUGAAGGUCGCCAUGAUUGAGCCUGGCUUCUUCAAGACCAACAUCACCGACCUGAAGCUUUUCAAGGAGGGCUUCCAGAACUUGUGGGAUCGGCUGAACCCCGAAGUCAAGCACAUCUACGGCCAGAAGUUCUUUGAUGACUACAUCCAGGCUACAGUGGACAUGCAAGAUCUUUGCAACCAAGACUUGUCCCUGGUGACCAGCUGCAUGCAGCACGCCUUGACCUCUCGCCAUCCGCGGACCCGAUACUCAGCUGGCUGGGAUGCCAAGCUGUUCUACCUCCCCCUGUCUUAUUUGCCCACCGCCCUCGCAGACUUCCUCAUCAUGCGGAAUUACCCCAGGCCUGCCUCCACCUCAUGAAACCACAGGGAGGCCAGUGGCAAAAGCCCUUUACGUAGUAGGGAUUGGCUGUGCCGAGAAAGAGUCCCGGAGAACCCCUGUUAUGUGCAAGGUUCCAGCUAGGCCUGGUGGUAAGAGGAAGGUGAAUAUGGCAUGGUACCUCCUCUAGGAAUAAAAAAUAAAAAGGCACUUAUACGCCUCUAAGGCUUGCAGAAUA
Molecule: messenger RNA, 1248 nt
Organism: Gracilinanus agilis (Agile Gracile Mouse Opossum)
Lineage: Eukaryota; Metazoa; Chordata; Mammalia; Didelphimorphia; Didelphidae
Gene: RDH16
Product: retinol dehydrogenase 16
Exons: 5
Coding region: 99-1052 (317 amino acids)
Molecular function (GO): oxidoreductase activity
Source: RefSeq, a predicted model, not a curated record